Molecule: messenger RNA, 2318 nt
Organism: Thunnus maccoyii (southern bluefin tuna)
Lineage: Eukaryota; Metazoa; Chordata; Actinopteri; Scombriformes; Scombridae
Gene: ergic1
Product: endoplasmic reticulum-golgi intermediate compartment 1
Exons: 10
Coding region: 142-1014 (290 amino acids)
Biological process (GO): retrograde vesicle-mediated transport, Golgi to endoplasmic reticulum; endoplasmic reticulum to Golgi vesicle-mediated transport
Cellular component (GO): endoplasmic reticulum; Golgi membrane; endoplasmic reticulum membrane
Source: RefSeq, a predicted model, not a curated record
CCAAUCGGAUUUUGCAAAGCGUCCUAAGCUGACGUCAGCCCGGUACCGAUGAACAACCGGCAUAGGUGGAGAGAGAGCUGUAUGGUUGCCCGUUGUUUGUAGCUUUUGUCCGCUAAUCCCCCUGUCAAACGUGCAAGCAUCAUGCCUUUCGAUGUCAGGAGAUUCGAUAUCUACAGGAAAGUGCCAAAAGAUCUCACCCAGCCCACGUACACAGGAGCUUUCAUUUCCAUCCUCUGCUGUGUCUUCAUACUCUUCCUGUUCCUGUCUGAGCUGACGGGAUUCAUAGCCACUGAAAUUGUAAAUGAACUGUAUGUGGAUGAUCCUGAUAAAGACAGUGGUGGGAAGAUAGAUGUGAGUUUAAACAUCAGUUUGCCAAACUUACACUGUGAUUUGGUGGGUUUGGACAUCCAGGAUGAAAUGGGCCGCCAUGAGGUCGGUCACAUAGAUAACUCGAUGAAGGUUCCCCUCAACCAGGGAGACGGUUGUCGCUUUGAAGGAGAGUUCACCAUCAACAAAGUGCCAGGAAACUUCCACGUGUCGACACACAGCGCUACAGCUCAACCUCAAAGCCCUGACAUGACCCACAUCAUCCACAAGCUGGCCUUUGGAGAAAAGCUGCAGGUUCGAAAAGUCCAAGGCGCCUUCAAUGCGUUAGGAGGAGCUGACAAGCUGUCAUCUAAUCCUCUGGCUUCACAUGACUACAUACUGAAGAUCGUUCCAACAGUUUAUGAAGACCUGUCAGGCAAACAGAGGUUCUCCUACCAGUACACGGUAGCCAACAAGGAAUAUGUUGCUUACAGCCACACGGGCAGGAUCAUCCCGGCCAUCUGGUUCCGAUACGACCUCAGUCCAAUCACAGUCAAGUACACAGAGAGGAGACAGCCCCUGUACCGCUUCAUCACAACAAUCUGUGCCAUCGUUGGAGGGACGUUCACAGUCGCAGGCAUCAUUGACUCCUGUAUAUUCACCGCUUCAGAGGCCUGGAAGAAGAUCCAGAUAGGAAAAAUGUCCUGAGGACUGCUCCUCAACCCGCCCUCACGUCUUAUUUAUAAGUACAAAGUACCUAGCCUGUUAGCUAAAUCCAAUCCUGCUCGAACCAGCUUCCUUGUGGAUGACCAAUGAAGUGGCUCCGGCACUCGAUCUAACUAACAGGCUACAUGGCCGCAUCUCCGUUAACGAAGCUCCUCUCAGUGCUCCAUCUGCUCUGGUGACGUGUGGACGCUGACUAUCACAUGUCCGCUUCCUCCGUCUUCAUUGUCCGGAGAGGAGAGGGAAGCUCUUGUGUUACUGUGGAGAUGAAGUCUAAAGUACCGUGUGUGUCAGGGUACAACCAGUAUGGGUAUUUGAAGGCUGCAGCUAAUAUUUUUUUAGAAUGAAGUAAAUGAAAAAAAAAAAAAAAUUACAUUUUGUGCUGAAAUUCAAAAUUUGAAUCAUAGCACCAAGACACAAAUCUGUCCACUCCAUAUAUAAUCAAUCAUAGGGAAAUUUUGGAUUCAUGGGUGAAAUUAAAUUGUAUGAUUUACUGUUAAAUCACACAAUUUCCUGUGUCUGGAUCCCCUAAUACUGCAAAAGGGAAUAGUAAUUUGGAGGAAGUGUUGUGUGGGUGUCUAAACCUGUACGUGGCACAAAUGACUGAACUCUAAAGUGUUCCUGUUACUUACACUGUCUAUUAAACUUUUGUACUAUGUGACAUGAUAUUUUUUUCAGCUCAUCUCCCAUUUUUAUCUCCAGUAUUCAAACUGUGUGCCUUUAGGUUUACUGUUCCACAACCAAGUUAUCACCUGCUCUCAUUCUGUUUGUCAGUGGCUGCCACUAAAAGCAGUGUUUUCACAGGUUCUUUCAUGCAUGUUACAACUACAGCAUCUGUGUAGAUUCAGGUUACAGAGCUUUCUUUUUCAAUACAGUGAUCAUUGUUUACCUUUCUGUCCAUUUGUACCAAAUCUUAAAUGUUCCUUGUUUGAAAUAUGUGCUGAAAAGAGACUUUGUCGUUGGAUUUCAGGGCUUGCCAAAAAUGUAGUGAAUGUUUAGUUUUUUUUCUCUGAGACAAAUUGAUUUAUUUAGAUUUAUUUUACAUGGUACAUGAAUCUGUUGACUGUUAUUUUAAAUGAAGUUGUUAAGAGAGAUUUUGUAAGCCAAGAGGUUUUUUUUGUUUUUUUUUCUUUUAUACUGUUGUAACCACAGCUUUUCUGAUCAAGGACAGUGAUAAUCACAAACCCUCAGAACCGGUCUUUUUACUCUAAAGGUCAUCCAUUUCAUGUCCUGUCUCAAAUUACUCUGUAAUGCUAUGUGUUCCUCAAGUAAAGGCACCAUAGAAGUUA